AUGGGCUUAGUACGAUCCCCGAUGCACUCCGACCUGUGUGCUUAUGUUUUGAUACAUAUCAUGCACCAGAUCAUUCUAACACUUUUCAUCGCUUGCUCAAGCGCAGCGAAAUUAAAUGGGGCAUAUCUACCACCAAACUAUGCCCAGACAUCGGGGGGUUCGAGCGACUUUCUUCAAACGCCUCUUUCAAGUCCUACGUCUAAUUUUAAUGAAUUCUCCGGGCAAAGAAAUGAUGGUUUCCCUUCUAAAGAUAUUCUCGCUCAUAACAAGUAUGCCCAAGACGCUAACGAUUUCAUCGAAAACAGUAAUGGCAUACUGCAAAGUCAAAUAAAUGCCUUUGGGAAUUAUGGAACUCGCCCUGAACGUCCCCGUGCUGCUUUAGAAAGGAAUGCGGCAACUCUUCGACAGUUUAAUAAUAAUAACGGAGAAACCUUCUCAUAUGCUUUUGAAACUGAAAAUGGUAUACACGCAGAAGAAAAUGGUGUGGCUACAAAUGGUGUUGAAGCGCAAGGCGGUUAUUCCUACACUGCUGAUGAUGGACAAGUAUACAGUGUCAAAUAUACAGCUGGUCAGAACGGUUUUGUGCCGGAAGGUGACCACCUACCUACGCCUCCCCCUAUUCCAGAGGAGAUUUUAUUGGCUCUAGAACAAAACGCCCGUGAUGAAGCUGCAGGAAUUUACGAUGAUGGGUCCUACGAUGAAUACAAUGGAGACAACAGAUACGAGACCUCGAUUUUUGGUGAUAGUAAUGCAAAUGGAAAGAACGUCAACAAAAUAAAUGAUGAUGACUCCGUUGUUAUUAAUACUGCUUUUAACUCUGAAGUAUUCCGUCAGCAAGGAACCAGAAUCAUUCUAACCGUUUUCAUCGCUUGCUCAAAAGCAGCGAAGCUAAACGGGGCAUAUCUACCACCAAACUAUGCCCAGACAUCGGGAGGUUCCAGCGACUUUCUUCAAACGCCUCAUUCAAGUCCUACGUCUAAUUUUAAUGAAUAUUCCGGGAAAAGAAAUGAUGGUUUCCCUUCUAAAGAUAUUCUCGCUCAUAACAAGUACUACCAAGACGGUAACGAUUUCAUCGAAAACAGUAAGGGCAUACUGCAAAGUCAAAUAAAUGCCUUUGAAAAUUAUGAAACUCGUCCUGAACGUCCCCGUGCUACUUUAGAAAGGAAUGCGGCAAUUCUUCGACAGUUUAAUAAUAAUGAUGGAGAAACCUUCUCAUAUGCUUUUGAAACUGAAAAUGGUAUAAACGCAGAAGAAAAUGGUGUGGCUACAAAUGGUGUUGAAGCGCAAGGCAGUUAUUCCUACACUGGUGAUGAUGGACAAGUAUACAGUGUCAGAUAUACAGCUGGUCAGAACGGUUUUGUGCCGGAAGGUGACCACCUCCCUACGCCUCCCCCUAUUCCAGAGGAGAUUUUAUUGGCUCUAGAACAAAACGCCCGUGAUGAAGCUGCAGGAAUUUACGAUGAUGGGUCCUACGAUGAAUACAAGUAUUCUAAUAGAGACAACAGAUACGAGACCCCAAUUUUUGGCAAUAGCAAUGCAAAUGGAAACAACGUCAACAAAAUAAAUGAUGAUGACUCCGUUGUUGUUAAUUCUGCUUUUAACUCGCAAGUAUUCCGUCAGCAAGGAACCGGAGUAAGAAAUACAAUUCAGCCAGUCGACAGUGGUGUCACUAAAGCCUAUUUGCCACCUACCUCCGAACAGAGGACUUCAGGAAACCAAAAUGGAGGAGCCCGUUUCGGUAACCGAAAUCGCCAGUCAAGCUUCACACAUAGAAACGGUUACAACUAUUAG
Molecule: messenger RNA, 1791 nt
Organism: Parnassius mnemosyne (clouded apollo)
Lineage: Eukaryota; Metazoa; Arthropoda; Insecta; Lepidoptera; Papilionidae
Source: the annotation of a GenBank genome assembly